Messenger RNA from Microcebus murinus (gray mouse lemur), 1908 nucleotides. RefSeq names its product G protein-coupled receptor 119 (gene GPR119). Gene Ontology annotation, biological process: regulation of metabolic process; adenylate cyclase-activating G protein-coupled receptor signaling pathway. NCBI's taxonomy places the organism in Eukaryota, Metazoa, Chordata, Mammalia, Primates, Cheirogaleidae. Gene Ontology annotation, cellular component: membrane. The record is from RefSeq and is a predicted model, not a curated record. Gene Ontology annotation, molecular function: G protein-coupled receptor activity; phosphatidylcholine binding.
CUGAUGCCAAAAAGGUUGGGGACCGCUGGCCUAAACUGAAAGACAAUUCUUGUGAGACCACAAACUGGACUAUGCAAGAAAUAGGAGAACAGCACGCCCUAUUUGAGAGAAUUAGACUUUGAAAUGCUAGGAAGCAAAAGGUAAGAAACAGUUUAAAUGUGUGGUAACGCCCCUGAAAGUGUACUGUGCCCCUCAAAUAGCUCACCUGCCCUCAAUUCCCACUUCAACUGAUUAUGAUCAUCUUGCUUGAUUAAAAUCAGUUCAUAAUAAUAACUGAGAAUGCUAUUAAGCAAAUAAUUAAGCUGAAAUUAGUUAUUAAGCUGGUACUUGACGCUUUGGAAGAAAAGUAGAAACUUAUUAUCAAGCUACAGAGGAAGAAAGUAUGAUUAGAGUCAAUUAUAUCUUCUGCCAGACAGGAGACCUGACGAAUGCCCCUGUCCCUCCAAAGUCCUUUAAGCACCAAUGAAGGGAGAGAGUCUGGUGAGACAGUGUGCACAGGUACUUGGGAGUUGUCUAGUAACUUAGUGGUUGGAGGGGGAGGGACUAGCUCAGGCAGCAGGGGCAGGUCUGCACUGGGAUUGCUGCCUUCAGAGAGCUGGGGAGGCAGGAGGCUGAGGACUGAAAAAGAGAGGGUGAAUCAUUCUUAAUGACCUACGGGAUCCCAAAGAUGGUGAGCUGCAAGCCUGGACUGCCAACCAUGGCCAGAAUUGUGCUGUGGCUCUGAACCCACAACUCCUCAUCCCCUGGCUCAUGAGAAUUUGAGCUGGAAAGCCAGCAUGCCUUGGUAAGUUGAAGUCCUGCCACGUCAAGACAUGGAGUCAUCUUUCUCAUUUGGAGUGAUCCUUGUUGUCCUGGCCUCCCUCAUCAUUGCUGCUAAUGCACUAGUGGCUGUGGUUGUGCUAUUGUUGAUCCACAAGAAUGAUGGUGUCAGUCUCUGCUUCACCUUGAAUUUGGCUGUGGCUGAUACUUUGAUUGGUGUGGCCAUCUCUGGCCUAAUCACAGACCAGCUCUUCAGCUCUUCUCAGCCCACACCGAAGACCCUGUGCAGCCUUCGGAUGGCAUUUGUCACUUCCUCUGCAACUGCCUCUGUCCUUACAGUCAUGCUGAUCGCCUUUGACAGGUACCUUGCCAUCAAGCAGCCCCUCCGCUACUUCCAGCUCAUGAGUGGACUCGUGGCUGGGGCCUGCAUUGCCGGGCUGUGGUUGCUGUCUUACCUCAUUGGCUUCCUCCCACUUGGAGUCCCCAUGUUCCAGCAGACCACCUACCAGGGGCCCUGCAGUUUCUUUGCUGUGUUUCACCCUCACUUCGUGCUGACCCUCUCCUGCAUUGGGUUCUUCCCAGCCCUGAUCCUCUUUGUCUUCUUCUACUGUGACAUGCUCAAGAUUGCCUCCAUGCACAGCCAACAGAUCCGAAAGAUGGAACAUGCAGGAGCUGUGGCUGGAGCUUACCGGCCCCCACAGACUCCCAACGUCUUCAAGGCUAUCCGUACUGUGUCUGUUCUCAUUGGGAGCUUCACUCUGUCCUGGGCCCCCUUCCUCAUCACUGGCAUUGUGCAGGUGGCCUGCCGGGAAUGCCGCCUCUACUCCGUGCUGGAACAGUACCUGUGGCUGCUUGGUGUGGGCAACUCCCUGCUCAACCCACUCAUCUAUGCCUAUUGGCAGAAGGAGGUGCGGCAGCAGCUCUACUACAUGGCCCUGCUAGUGAAGAAGGGGCUCACCUCAUUCCUCCUCCUCCUCUUGGCCAAGAAUGGUGGCCCAGAAAAUCCCAGGGAAAAUUCCUGUCACAUCAUCACUAUCUCCCACUCAGAGCUUAAUGGCUAAGACGGUAAGGGCAGAGAAGUUUCAAAGUGCCUUUCCCUUCCCCACUCUGGGCCCCAACUAGAUCAGAUGGAACUAGGGAAAUAAGAGC